GUAAUAAACAAACACAGUGAAACAAGAUUAAUAAAAAAAUAUUCGGGCGUUGUUAUUUUCCAAGAAUUUUAUAAUUAAUUACAUUGAUAAUUUAUUGAUAAUAUUAAAAACAAUUAAUUGCUGGAAGAUAAAAUGUUUGGUGGAAAAAAAAAAGAAUCAAAACGCACUUCACGAUCUAACAAUAAGUAUGAUAUUCCAAAUCCAAUGGACUUUGGGAUAAAUCCAGCUGACGAUGAUGACGAUGAUGAUGAAGCAUUGGAGGCAGAAUUGCGACGUUUGACAAGUGGUGAUGGCACAACAUAUGAACGAGCUCAACCAAAAGCACCUCCUAGAAAACCUAAGGUAAACAUAGAAGAAAUUGAAAAAAUGUCAGAUGAAGAAAUGUCUGAUGACGAUGGUGAAGAUGAUCCAGCAUAUCUUGAUGAAUUGAAAGGAAUACUUGGUGAAGAGAUUGACGAUACUGAGGAUAAAAUUGAAAAUAAAGAAGAAGAAAAAGUUACUGUAAAUCCUGAUCAAGCUACUAAUGAAAAUAUUACUAUUAUUGAAGAAAGAAUUACUAUGUACAAAGCAGCUGAAAAUAAAGCAAAAGCUGACAAUGAAAUAUCAAAAGCAAGAAGAUUCACUCGUGGUUUAAAAACACUUAAUGAAUUAUUAAAAAGUGUCAAGGCAGGAAAUACUAUUAAUGUUGAUGAUAUUCCACCAGUUUUGCCACAUUCUGCAUUGCCCAAGGAUCCAAAUCAAAAUGAGCCAGAAAAUAAGGCACUACCUGUAGUUGAUGAGCCAGUACCGACACCUGAAGAACCAGUAGUUCCAGUAGAAGAACCAACACCUCAAAAGGUUCCAGUUGAUGAGGAAAAAUUGGAGUUAUUAAAAAAACGUCAGCGAGAAUAUAAAAUUGCUGCAUUAAAAUGGAAAAAAGCUGAAAAUGUUGAGGAAGCAUUGAAAUAUAUAAAAAUAUCAAAACAGUUUGAUACUGUUAUUAAUGCUUUACUCUCAGGUGAACCAAUUGAUUUGUCAGAUAUGCCACCACCUCCAUCUUUGCCCAUGUCAACUGCUGAAAAUCCAAUCAACACUGAAGCUCAAGAAAAACAAGAAAAUGAAACUCAAGAAGCUUCAGUAGAAUUAGCUCCAGUAACUGGUAGUGGAAUUGAAGGAGCCUUAAAAGAACGUCUUGAAGUUUAUCGUCGAGCUAAAACAGUUGCAGAAGAAGAAAAUAAUACACGUAAAUCACGUCAAUAUGGAAGAAUAUGUAAACAAUAUGAAGAUGCAAUUAAACUUUUUACACGUGGUAAAACAAUUCCAAUUGAUGAACUUCCAAUUCCACCUGGUUUUCCACCAAUUGCACUUGAACAAUCAAAUCCACCAGCAGUAUCUAAUUCAUCAAUAGUAACACCAAGUGUUCCAUCACGACCAGCUCCACAACCACCAACUGAUACUUCAAAUUCACAAAUUAUAGAACCAAAAAAAUUGGAAGAACCUAAAAAACCAAGUGCUAUGACACGAGCUGAUAAACAAAUAUUAUUAUUACAAAAGCGACAAGCUGAAUUAAAACGUGCUGCUUUAACAGCUAAAAAAGAUGGUGAUAUAGAAUUAGCUAAAGAAUAUUUGCGACAAGCUAAAGGAAUUGAUCCAUUGAUAAAUGCCAGUCGUAGUGGUUUACCAGUUGACAUGACAUCAAUUCCAAUAUCACCAAAUGCUAAAAAUCAACUUUUAAAAUCAACUGAUAAAUCAUCAGAUGAUAAUUUUACUAUAAUAUCAGCAGGGGAAGUAACACCAAUCAAUGAAAAUAGUACUGACCAAGAAAUUUAUGAUAAUCUUGAAGCAACGCUGAUUAAACACAAGAAGAUGUGUUUGAGUACACGUGAUCAUACCAAGGCUCUUGGUGAUGUUCCUGGUUACAACAGAUGGGAAAGAUUGGCUCUUGGCUAUACAAAAGACCUUGAUAUGCUCAGGGUUCAAAGACGUGAAGGACUCAAACCACCUCGUCAUCAUUAUGAAGUUAGAACUUAUUCAAUUGUUCAAAGCUCAACAGACGUUAGUGAUGGAGACGUGGAAAUAUCAAUAAUUCGUGGUAUUGAUUAUUCAAAAGAAGCUGAUACUUAUGUUAUUUAUGAAUUUCCAUAUCCAUCAGAUAAUUCACCAACUGAUAGAACUUCAACAAUUAAAGCUUCAAAUAAUCCAGAGUAUGAAGCUACUUUUACAUUAAAUGGAAUUAUAGAUCGUUCAUCAAGACCAUGUCAACGUGCAUUCAAAAGACAUGCAUUAAAAUGCCAAGUUUGGUCAAAAGGAUGCUCGAUGAAUCCCCUGCUGUGUUGCACUCACCCAAGUGGAUUUUUUAGAAGUGAUAGUCUUCUUGGAACAGUAACUGUUAAAUUACAGCCAUUGGAAACUCAAUGCACACUUCAUGAUUCAUUCCCACUUAUGAAUGGAAGAAAACCAGCUGGAGGUAAAUUGGAAGUUAAAAUACGUCUUCGAGAUCCAAUCACAACAAAGCAAAUUGAAAAAAUGACAGACAAAUGGCUGAUAAUUGAUAAUUGAAAAAAAAAAUCAAAACUAUUAUCAAACUUGAUAAUAUUAACCGCAAAAUAUUGUGAUGAAUAUGAAAAUAUUUUAUUUUACUAACAACUGUAUUUAUAGUUAAAUAAAAAUUUUAUUAAAAUUUUGAAAAAUAUAUAAAUCGUUAUUUUAAAUAAAUAAAAAAAAAAACAAAUA
This is a messenger RNA of Aphidius gifuensis, 2712 nucleotides long. RefSeq names its product coiled-coil and C2 domain-containing protein 1-like (gene l(2)gd1). Bases 133 to 2538 code for a protein of 801 amino acids. Gene Ontology annotation, molecular function: DNA-binding transcription repressor activity, RNA polymerase II-specific; RNA polymerase II cis-regulatory region sequence-specific DNA binding. NCBI's taxonomy places the organism in Eukaryota, Metazoa, Arthropoda, Insecta, Hymenoptera, Braconidae. The transcript has 10 exons. The record is from RefSeq and is a predicted model, not a curated record. Gene Ontology annotation, biological process: regulation of transcription by RNA polymerase II. Gene Ontology annotation, cellular component: nucleus.